Molecule: messenger RNA, 801 nt
Organism: Brassica oleracea var. oleracea
Lineage: Eukaryota; Viridiplantae; Streptophyta; Magnoliopsida; Brassicales; Brassicaceae
Exons: 3
Coding region: 1-801 (266 amino acids)
Source: RefSeq, a predicted model, not a curated record
AUGGAAGACUCGCCAAGGUUGUCUAAAUCUGUACGUAGCCUGGUCCAGUUGAAGGACUUCUUGAUUACUUUUAUGAGAUGCGAGAUAGGUGAUGGACAAGACGCUUUGUUCUGGUUUGACUCAUGGACUGAGUUGGGGCCUUUAUUGACGUAUGUGGGGGACUCUGGUCCUCGACGACUUUGUCUUAGGUUGUCAGCCACAGUGGCUGAUGCAACUCGAAAUGGGACAUGGAAUUUACCUUCAGCCAGAACCCAGCAAAUAGAAACUCAGCAAAUUUUUAUGACCACUAUUCCCCCACCGGACGUCUCAUUUGGUAAAGACAAGUACUUGUGGCUCCAAUCCGAUGGGUCCUUCGGGCCCUCGUUCUCCACAAAGGGUACUUGGGAUCACAUCAGGGAAUCAUCUCCUAUCCAAAGUUGGAGCAAAAUUCUCUGUCAUGCUACAUCGUCUGUCUACUCGGGACAGGUUAAGACGGUGGGGAAUGAUGUGCCUGAGCACAGAGUUUGGCCUAACCCGCCGAAUGAUGUCCACUCAGCAGCCGCGUGGAUUGGGGUCUCUAGAGCCAGAGCCAGAGAUUCCGUACAGUCGAAUUGUAUAAUCAAGCUUCUCCUUCAGUCCGCCAUCUACCAUAUCUGGAAAGAGCGCAACGCUAGAAUCUUCACGUCCAAGGCUUUUCCCCCUGCCAUGGUUCGAGCAGCAGUGGACAGACAGAUCAGAGACCGCCUCCUCUCCAUUCCGCCUUCCCCUCGUGUCCAGCCUCCCUUCCUUCAAUUUUUCUUUGCUUGUACUAGGCCGCCUUGA